Trichophyton benhamiae CBS 112371 is the source of this 798-nucleotide messenger RNA. RefSeq lists its product as uncharacterized. The transcript is spliced from 2 exons. Gene Ontology annotation, biological process: sphingolipid biosynthetic process. The coding region runs from base 1 to 798 and encodes 265 amino acids. The record is from RefSeq and is a predicted model, not a curated record. Gene Ontology annotation, molecular function: 3-dehydrosphinganine reductase activity. NCBI's taxonomy places the organism in Eukaryota, Fungi, Ascomycota, Eurotiomycetes, Onygenales, Arthrodermataceae. Gene Ontology annotation, cellular component: endoplasmic reticulum membrane.
AUGCCUCUGCGGUUUGUUGCCCUGAAAUCAUUUGCCAAUAUAUUAUUGUCUUUUGCACUGACUAUAAAACAGGUUGCCGAAGCAUUUAAAUCCCAGCCUCGAAUAGCCGAUUUUCUGUAUUGCUCUGCUGGCGGAAACCAUGCAGAGAACGGGUUUUUUCUCGACCUACAGCCUGCACAGCUUGAUUCUUGCAUGAAGAACAAUUAUUAUUCAACUGCUUAUGCUGCGAAAGCCAUGUUGGAUAUUUGGGUUAAGAAUGAUAAAACUCCAAUAGCUAUCAACGAAACACCGAAAAAGUAUGGCCCAAAUAUCAGGAAGAUUGUCUUUAUAAAUAGCGCCGCGGCGUUUUUGGGGCUGCCUGGGAGUGUCGCCUACACCCCAGACACGCUCCGUUUUGAAGUCCUCCGGCACAACUCUCCAACUACCACUUAUACAAUUCACAUUGCCUUCCCGGCUGACUUCAUAUCCCCUGGGUUCGUGCUUGAACAAGAUACCAAGCCUAACCUCACCAAACGCAUACAAGGAACCAACGUGCCUACUUUUUCGGAACUAGAAAAGAAAUUUCCAUCCUCUGAAAAGGUCGCCCUGGGUAUUAUCGCGCGGGUAGAAAAGGGCGACUUUAUCAUCUGCGAGGAUUCAUUGGCUGCGAGUCUUUUGUUUACCAAUAUGACAGGGUUAAGUCCGAAGAGGGGUUUUGGGAUUGUAGAUUCAUUGAUGACUGUUGUGAUGGGAUGGUUCGUUGUGCCGAUCCUAAGAAGGAGGUGGGAGAGCAUGUGUCGAGAAGACAGUAGUCAUUAA